Chaetomium strumarium is the source of this 1827-nucleotide messenger RNA. RefSeq names its product MBOAT, membrane-bound O-acyltransferase family-domain-containing protein. Bases 1 to 1827 code for a protein of 608 amino acids. Gene Ontology annotation, molecular function: ergosterol O-acyltransferase activity. Gene Ontology annotation, biological process: ergosterol metabolic process. Gene Ontology annotation, cellular component: endoplasmic reticulum membrane. The transcript is spliced from 4 exons. Lineage: Eukaryota; Fungi; Ascomycota; Sordariomycetes; Sordariales; Chaetomiaceae. The record is from RefSeq and is a predicted model, not a curated record.
AUGGGCCGGGAAGCAGAGCGCAACGGUGCCGAGUCCGGGUCCGGAUCCGGAUCCGGAUCCACCAACGGCGUGGUCACCGGUGACAGGACUCCGCUUGAUCAACUCGGCCAUCUAUCUCCACCGGCCGACUCGCCGCCGCUGUUUCCAAAUGCGCUUCGCGAGAAAGGCAACGCGGGGGUCGUCGAAACUGAGACCAACCAGGGCGACCACGAUGGCCUGUCCAGAAGCCUGUUGGACGCGGCCGUCCUUUCGUCGUCCCCUGCCAUGAUGACCCGCCAACGGCGCAAGGGGAAGUUCACCGACCUGGUCUUCACCCACAACUUCUCGACCUUCGACCGGCAGAACCCCAGCGCGGCGAACUCGCCCUUCCACGGCUUCUUCACGCUCUUCUGGAUGGCCGUGUUCCUGUUCGUGGUCAAGAUCGCGGCCGACAACUGGCGCGCGCACGGCAGCCCGCUGGGCACGAACGAGAUCAUGCGGACCAUGUUCCAGCGCGAGGUGCUGGUGCUGCUCGCGGCGGACGGGGCCAUGUGUGGCCUGACUGGGGUCAGUUGGCUGGUGCAGCUUGCCGUGAGGGAGGGGUUUGUCGAGUGGGAUGGGGUUGGCUGGGUUUUACAGAAUGUCUGGCAGACGAUGUUUAUUGCGGGAGUGGUCGGGCUGACGAUGCUGCGGGACUGGCCGUGGACGCACACCGUGUAUUUCGUGCUGCACGGCCUGGUCAUGCUCAUGAAGCAGCACUCGUAUGCGUUCUACAACGGCUAUCUGUCCUCGAUCUACAAGCAGCGAGCGCAGCUGCUUGCUAAACUCAAGAAGCUGGAACGGAUCUCGCCCGUUUCGUCGCCAUCACGCACAGAACCCCCCGUGUGCGAGAUCAACACGUCACACCUCGCCAAAGUUCCGACGGCAAAAGGAUACCAGGCACGGCGGCGGUCGAUUCCCUUCGGGGAGAUUCCGGAUAUUGACCGCAUUGUUGCUGCCAUCGACUCGGGCGAGCCUCUCGACGCGGAGCAGGUGCAUGUUUUUGAGCGGCUCUUGAAGUGGGAGGUGGACGCUCUGUCCGACGAGCUCAAGGGCAAAUCGACCAAGCCCGGAAGGGAUUACCCGAAUAACCUUACUUGGCGCAACCACUACGAAUACGUCGUCUUGCCGACGGUGGUCUACGAGCUCGAGUACCCGCGCUCCAAGUCCAUCAGCUGGUUCUAUGUGGCGGAGAAGGCCGUCGCUUGCUUCGGAAUCCUCUUUGUCAUGAUCAUGAUAUCGCAGGCCUUUAUCUACCCCGUCGUCAUGGACACAGUCCGGAUGAAGGAAGAGGGCGUCCCGCUGGCUGGCCGGUUCCGGCAAUUCCCCUGGAUGCUGCUGGACCUGAUCUUCCCCUUCAUGAUGGAGUACCUGCUGACAUGGUACCUCAUUUGGGAAACUAUCCUCAAUUUCCUGGCCGAGUUGACCUACUUUGCGGACCGCAGCUUCUACGACGCUUGGUGGAACAGCGUGUCGUGGGACCAAUUCGCGAGGGACUGGAAUCGGCCGGUACACAAUUUCUUGCUGAGGCAUGUUUACCACAGCUCUAUCUCGGCCAUGAGGGUCGACAAGCAUACGGCGACGCUCAUCACCUUCUUCCUGUCGGCCUGUGUGCAUGAAUUGGUUAUGUGGUGCAUCUUCAAAAAGCUGAGAGGCUAUCUGCUGUUUUUGCAGAUGUGCCAGCUGCCGCUGGUGAGACUGAGUCGGACGAAGUGGCUCCGUAACCGCCCUCGGCUGGGCAACGUGAUCUUUUGGCUGGGCAUCUUCACGGGCCCAAGUAUCCUUUGCAGCUUGUAUCUCAUUCUGUGA